AUGGCGCUCGCUCGUGCUUGGAUGGUGCUUGAAUGUUUGCUGGCAGUUUUCUGCAUUUUAUCUAUAGGUGGUGAGUCUGAUUAAUCUAUGUUUACAAUAUUUUCCACGUAAAUGGGAAAUUGAGUGGUAGAAAAUCAUAGAAGAAGCGACAACCUGCAAUUUUAUAGCUUUGUAUUUUUUUAGUUUUUUCGCGUACAUGUAAGCGAUGUAACCUUACACUGUUAGUUUAAAAGUCCGAUUUCGAUCUUCUUCGUUAAAUAGACUAAAGAUCCAUUAAGCGUUUUGUUAAGAUGUUUUGUAAAUAAUGACGUAUUUGUAGAGGGAUAAGGAUUGGGUAAGAAAUUAUUACUUGCUCGUUUUUAUACUCAACUUUCUCGAUCAAAUUCAAACGGGAAAAAAUGCUUACACAUUGUUUACGAAGGGUAUUGAGGCAUUAAGUCAUAUGGAUGCUGGAAUAGAUCCCUAACUUCAGUUGUAAUUUUGUUAUUUUUGUUUGCUUUUUUUUUUGUAUUAGUAUUGCCGACAAUGUUACUGACAGUGAACGCAAAGCGUCUGUCGAAGUAUAUACAAUAUGUCAUGUACUCGGUGUCUUGUUGAUAUACUGCUAAUGAAAGUGUGAGGUCAUUAAGGUUGGAUAUUGACCAAGUUCUUUAGCUGGGCCAAUAUAAAAAAAUCCUCAUAAAACAGACAGUCACUGCAUACACUGAUAAAUACUGUCUACUAAAUUCUUACCAUCUGUUAAAAAAUGCUGUCUUUCAUAAAUUCAAAGACUAUGAAGUCAUUUCAUAAAAUGAUUUGAUUUAUUUUUUAGCCUAUUUUUUCGCAUUUUCUUAGUUACAGCAAAUAUUGUUGCAGUUGUGGCAAUAUUUUAAAUCAGUAGUUAGCCUGAAAAAACGGCCGACAUUUGGCGAUGCUACCAAUGGUUUCCCUGCCAAAUGACGUCUGAGAAACAAGAGCAGAAAUUCCAUACUGAUGACGUUUCACUACCCAGAUCUGGGUAGUGCUUCUGAUUGUUCGUGCCACAUGGGAAAUUUGAUUCAACCAAUCAGAAGCACUUCCCAGAUCUGGAUAGUGACACGUCAUCAGUAUGGAAUUUCUGCACUCUUUUCUCAGACAUCAUUUGGCGGGGAAACCAGUGGCAGCAUUGCCAAAUGUCACCUGUCUUCUCAGGCUAAUCAGUAGUGAGCCAAUUAUUAAAUUAAGCUUUUGUUCAACGAUGGAUGCAUAAAUUGAGACCAUUUGAAAACUGCAAGUAAAAUCAACAGAAACUGUUACAGAAUAAAUAAAAACUGAAAAUUUCUGACUUCAUCAGAUCAAAAAAAGCCAAGUUUUUAUAAAUCCUUUAAAAUUUACAAUAAAUCCUUAAUUAAACCUCGGGGAUGGAGGGGGGCUUAUUUAUUUCAAAAACCUUUGAGAAGGGGGGGUCUUUAUCUUUAUUGACAUGUGAGGCUUAUUUUAGAGGGAGGCUUCUUUAAUUCAGUGAAGAUGGUGGUAUCAGUUUUCCAUAAAGAACUAGAAUGCAAAGUGGAAAAGCUCAAAUACAAGAAGUUGGGGCUUGGCGCACGCUACUGGUGUACACGAGCGUAACACCGUGCCUUACGCACGAUUUGCGCUCAAGAAAAGGCACGGUUUUUGUGCCAAAGCACGGGAAAAAAACAUGCAAAGGCACAGAUUAGGCACACCUUAGGCGCAGUUAAGGCACGUUUUAAAUAUUGCUAAGGCACACUUUAGGCACAGUUUUGGCACGGUUUAGGCACGGUUUAGGCACAAAUAUUCAAUGCUGGGCACUUUUUUGAAAAUCUUUGUAACCCGACUUGCAAAAAAGAACAAACUUGGUACGAAUUACAAAAAUAAUUCAGAUCAAACACGAUACAGUUAGAAGUAUAGGAAGUGUAAGUUUUGAGCCGCGCCGAAAGUCUGGAAAAUUAAAGUAUUCUUCGACAGUCCGUGUUUACUCCGCGGAUAAAGUGGAAAUUCACACGCGAUAUAUGCCGGUCUGAACCUUUUCGAUUGCCAUGCAAUUUUAUAAACUCGCUUUCUUUCGUUUCUAAAAGAAAUCGUGAAAGAAAGUCGAAGCCAUAAUAACAAAAACAAAGCUAAAGAAGUGAGGCACAAAAAUAGCCAAUAAAAGUCGUAGAAAAUACUUUUUGCGAUCGCGGUAAAAUUGGCCUGAAUUUGCAUAACAACAUGAAAAGUACAAAGUGGUAAUUUGAAACCUUCAUGCCAACGCGUGUUGUUUUUUAAAUACAAAAUGCGGCUGCUUUUUAAAAAUAUUUCUCUAACUAAAAAAGUAGGAUUUACACUGUAGUAAAAUAAUUCAACCUGCUUGUUUGUUUUUGUUUUCUGGCUCUGUUAGCAAAUUAAGCUUUGAUCAUCGUUUAAUAAUCGAUGAGAUGUGCCAUUUAUUUCAAAACUCAUCAGCGUGCAAUCAAUUUUUUCGUUUUCAUUUUAUAAGUCAUAUCACAAGUAAAUUCUUUUUUUGAAUGCAAAUCUGCCCUCCUGAAAAAAACAAAUAUUUCGUUCCAACUAAACGCUCCAUUAAGAAGGGGAGAAGAAACCUACUUGGAAAUUUUUUAACAUCGAUGAAAUUAGCAUAAUAUCAACUAUGUAAUUGAGCUGAGCACUUACUUUAAAUACGCUAACCUGUUUAAGAUUCCAUUUUCCUGUUUGUCGGGGCUUUCCCUGUUGUCUCUAACCGUAUUCUGAGUCGUCAGACCGUGUUUCUAGACUUCGUAAACCUCAAAACUGACAUAAUUGCCGUGCGCCCUUUUCAUUCGCUGUGGAGCUCGAUAGGCUGGACACGAUUUUCCGAGUGACUCAAUAUUUUGGCACAACUUGUGCACAGAUUAGGCACAGUUUGGGCACAACUUAGGCACGGCUUAGGCACGUUUUUCAAAACUAAAAUGCACACUUUAUGCACAUCUUAGGCACAUUUUAGGCACAAAAUCUUUAUGCCAAAGCACACUCUAGAAUCCGAUUUUCGGUCCAACGCACGGUUUACGAAUUUUCACGUUAAAAAAUGCUGUCUAACCUUACAUAUUUGAUCUUAGCGUAAAAAUGGGUUUCCCGAAGUCUUAACAGUUAGUCUAUAAGGAAAAUUUAACUUAUGAGCAUUCCAAAAAUUAUUAUUUCUUCUCUGAACAACAACAGAAAGUCAAUGAAAAGCAAUCUUUUAAAUUGACGUUCGCGCUGCACAGAGAUCGUAUGUAGACAGAACAUCUUUCUGAAAACGCCCUAAACUUUGUUGUUUUGCCAUUAUGAUCAGUAAUUUUUAAUACAGUUAGUACUCAUAAGUCACUGACCUCUUCGGAGAAAUUUUUCCAAAGUACCAUUAACAGAAACAGAGAAAUCCCACAAUAUGCGUGGUUAGACUGUAAAAUUAAUGUUACGCGAGCUGUUAAAAAAUGGUCCCAUUUUGAGCCAUAUUUUUCAUAUUUCAAUUUUAUUUUGGUCUUACAGCCAGGAAAAAAAUAUUCAAUGAAAAGCUGUUUAUAAACUUUAACUUCUUGCCAAAUAUCGAUGCGAUCUGAGUUUUAAUAAGUUCAUAAGAGCCAAACGAUGUGAGAUUCUUAGCCGUGUACACCAGUAGCGUGCGCCAGGCCUUGGAGGUCACUCAACCAAGGAUUAAAAACAAAUCUGAAUUUCUAACACUUGAAUAAACCAUCCCGGGUCAGUGCAAAUUAAGUAUGACAGUCAUGAUUGAUUAAUACAGUCUAUCAAAUUUUUUUACAAGUGAAGGAUAAUGAGAGGGACAGAAGGAUCAGGGAGGAUGUAAAAAGAGAAGGGGGUGCUGAUGAACUUUCUUUCCCUUAAAAGAGGGGCCUUAUUUAAGGGAGGGGGCUUAAAGGAGCUGUGUCACGAAAUUCAGCUAAAUUAGGAAAUUACAAAAUGCUUGUUAAAUUAAGAGAAACAUAAAAAUAGCUGCUUAAAACUUUAAAGGAAGGUUAAAAAGUAAAAGAAACAACAGAUGUCACUGAUGGGCAAAACUGAAGAAGAUUGAAGUGGAUUGAUAUUAGGGUUUUUGAAAACUGUUCAGCCUAACUGUUUUUCAAAGUUGAUCCCUGCUGCUUGCAACUUCAAAAAUAAUGCUGAGGAGACAUAUUUGUUUGUCUCGGAUCUCUGAUUUUGUCAUUUACAUGUAAUUUCUUUUCUUACUUUAAGUUCCAUAGCGAUUGAGGACAAGUAACUGGAAAAAUACCAGAAAAUGAACUGGACAGCCAUGACACAGCCCCUUUAUUAAUAGGGGAUUUACUGUGCUGUAUUUGUAGUGCAGCAGAACCUUUUAUAUUACCACCUUACUAUUAUAGCCUCUUUGACUUGUCCUGGCAAAAUGCCAUAAAUUUUUUAUUGGAAAACUCAUUCAUUAAUGUGGUUGUUAAUGUUUUCUUACAAAUUCACCCAAAAUUUAAUAAAUGUGCUUUCCAAAUCACAGACCAGAGGUAAUUAGAAGUACAUAAUUAUUCCUUUUUUAACUAACAGUGUCUAAAAUGUCAUAUAAAAAAGAGAACAAAGCAGUAGUGAAAUCUGACCUUUUUCUGCUGAUCGGCCAAAUUCUUGUGGCCUGUUAGUGACAUAUUAACUGGGUUCCACUAGGUAGAUAGAUAAUGUAUUAAGACAUGUUAUUAUUUAUUCAAAUAUUUCCCCGAUUCUGAGUGGCUAAAAACACAUGCACAAUUCACCAUAACCAGCUACUGAUGACCAAAUUUGAAAGAAUUUUGCGAUUAAUCAACCGAUGAUGUCAAAAGUGCAGCUUCCUUGCAGGUUACUGCACCGUUAACUGAGAAGACCUUGGAACGAGCUUGAGUUGUUUUGUUUGUGAAAACAAAAAUGGGGGGCAUUUCACUAAGAACAGGCAAGAACAGCAAGAAGACAACUCGAAGGGCGACAUCUGCUAUCUGGAGAAUAUUUGCAGAGCUGAACAACCCUAAACGUGCACUAUCGAAGAUAUGUUUUUAAACUAGGAAUUAUUUUGGAUGAACAAUAAAACAUAUUAUUGAAUUCAGCUUUCAUAUCAUGAAAAAUUAUGGAGAUCUCUGAGGGUGUUAUCCGCCUCGGCCUACAGCCUUGACAGAUAACACCCUCCUCGAUCUCCAUAAUUCUUCAUAGGAUACUCAGCCUCAUAUAUAAACUGUUAAUUAAGUUCACUUGACAAUAAUAGUAAGUGUUGUGUUUUGUUUUAAUCUAAUAAUUUUGCAGUGCAAUCCAGCUCAGGUGGGCCAACCACUGCUAAUGAGUCACCAACCAUACUUCAAACAGGCCCCAAUAAUACAUCAACACCUACUUCAAUGCGAGCUACUUCUAGUAGCAUUAAACCCACACCCACACCUUCAAACCACAGCACAGUACCCACUCCUGGAAACCACAGUACAGUACCUACUCCUGGAAACCACAGUACAGUACCUACUCCUGGAAACCACAGUACAGUACCCACUCCUGGAAACCACAGUACAGUACCCACUCCUGGAAACCACAGCUCAACACCUACAAGCAAACCUGGAAACCACAGUUCAACAGCACCAACCACAAAUGUGAACCCAUCUUCUGUGACACCAACCCCAAAAGGUAGAUGUUUUAGUUUAGCUGUUCAGAAAGUUUUGAUUGGUAUUUCCGUUACUGGUAAUGCUGGGGUGACUGUGUCAGGAGUUAACUAUUCAUACUGUUACCCAAAACACUUUUGUUAUUGCUGCAUGUGUACAAUCUAUGACAUGUUUCUUGUCCUUUUUGCAGUACCUUCAUAAAGCACUUUCGGCUUCAUUUGUUUUUUAAAAAUCAUAUUUGAAUCAACAUAAUGCCAGCAAAUUCUAGUAAAUACCAUUGAUUAUACUUUAUACAAAAAUUAAUAUUUAAAUCUUUAAAUGCAGAAUGUAUUCUUAUUUGCUCUCUUAUAUCUUUCCGAUCACAACUUAGGUUAACAUCUCUCUUUCAGAGUGUGAGUGCAGUCUACUGUGGAUGUGAAACUGUAACUUGAAUUUUUGAGUCUGCCUGUGAAUAAAUUCCAAUUAAGUCUAAUCAUGUACAUUCAUCUGAUUUUUUUUACCAGACUGAUGAGUUUGAAUACGGACAAAACUGACUGACACAAAGUUCCGUUACAAAACCCUUACUGAACACAAUUUGAACUAGUUUGCCCCGGGUGUUUUUGUUACAGGUCAAAAUUAAAUUCAGGUUUCAAUUUUUUAACCUAGGUUGAUUAUCAAUAUUACCUUAAUAAUUUCUCCUAGCCCUAAUUACUCAUGACCUAGGGUUAGGAGACAGAGGAAACUGAGGUUCACCCUAGUUUAAAAAUUAUAACCUGGAUAAUUGUAAUUUUGACCUGUAACAUUUUCAAAAGUUGUAAUACCUCUGUAGUAUUGAGAGGCUAGGGUUACUUCUGUUUUGUUUUAGGGCAUCAUAACAGCAAUGGUGGUUCAGGUAGUUCGAGUGGAAAGUGGGUGGCUACUGGAUUUGCUGUAUUUUUUGGUAUAACAACCAUUGUGAUGACUGUACUAUACUGCCGACAGCGCAAGAUCUAUAGAGAGCUGGAAGGUGACAGUUCCCUGUCAAGGUUGAUCUAGUCUUGUUGAAAACUACAGGAAAUGAUUAGCAGAUGAUGUCUCUGACACAAGUUAAGGACACAAUUUCUUGAAAUCCUUUCUAGUUGUCUUUAUUUGAUCUCUUUUGCUUUAUUGAUCACCUGACUGCAUUAUGAGUAGAACAUUGUAAGUAAAGUUCAAGUUUAUGAGGUUGAAGGAAAAUUCAAAAUGCAAUGCUGGUAAUUUGCCAAGAAUGAGGAUAUUGGCACGACUUUGCAGACACUGCUAACAAGGGUUAGAUUAUGUCUACAACAGGGACCAGUUCCUCGAAAGAUGGUUAAGUUUAACCCAGGAUUUAGCCCAAUUUUAAGCAAGCUUUUCGUGUCUGAGAACAUGUAACUGGAGCUUACAAUAUAGUGUUGUGCCUUUACUUCGAAAAAGAGAAAUGAUAACAUGAAAUAUUACUCUAAGCCGAUGCAUAGGAAGGUAAAUACAAAAAGUGGAACAAAAUUUUAAUCCUGGAUUAGCGUUAAUCGGCCUUUCAGGAACUGGGCCCAGAAGCUUAGGGAUAGGUGGGUGAGAUAGAAUCCUGAGCAACUCUUUAGUAAUGUCAAAUUCUUCCUUUUUUGACGAAAAGAAAUUAGUCAAUUUGGCAGAAUAGUCAAGCUAUUGAAGAAUUUUUUCCUUUUCCUUUUUCUUUUCUUUUUCUUAUGCUAACCUUCAGUUACUUUUCACCUAAUUCCCUCUGGUAUUUGCAUCAUUUCUAAUAAUUUGAUCAUAAAUUCUCCCAAUAAGCACAAUAAGAAAUGUAAUGAUCCAAGUAAGGAGAAUUUGUCAGUUGAGAACAAGACUUGAGUGUUGUGUUAAGUAGGGUUUACAUCUCUUUAAAAGAGAGUAAUGAGGUCCUGUUAGGGGUAAAUUCUGACAAGUGAUAUGGCCUUGAAACAGUGUUAUAAGACAGAUGAAGACAGCUGCACUGCCAUACUGCAACAGCAAUGGAGGACCCACAAAAGACAAGCUCAAAUACAAUAGUAAAAUACUGACAAGUACAUGGCUUCUUCCUUAUUACUUGAAGGGAAGGGUUUUGAAAUUCAGGCCAUGAACAUACCUACCCCCCCCCCCAAUCUGCAAAACGACCUCAGGGUCGAGUUGUUCAAAACUGGGUUGAGAUAACCCAGGGUAAGUGCGAGAUUUGAAUUCAUAUUUGAAAGCUUAGAAAGCAUUUCAGUUUUAAUUCUUUUUUUCUGCGAGUUGAUGAUUUGAAGCUCUAAAAAUAACAGAGAAAAUCAUCCGAGAAAAUGUUUUUGAACCCAAACAAAAGAAACCUGGGUUAAAUUUAACCCCAGGUUAAGCACUAAUUGGCCUUUG
Messenger RNA from Porites lobata, 7877 nucleotides. The record is from the annotation of a GenBank genome assembly. NCBI's taxonomy places the organism in Eukaryota, Metazoa, Cnidaria, Anthozoa, Scleractinia, Poritidae.